Molecule: messenger RNA, 3284 nt
Organism: Procambarus clarkii (red swamp crayfish)
Lineage: Eukaryota; Metazoa; Arthropoda; Malacostraca; Decapoda; Cambaridae
Gene: Snap29
Product: Synaptosomal-associated protein 29kDa
Biological process (GO): synaptic vesicle priming; exocytosis; synaptic vesicle fusion to presynaptic active zone membrane
Cellular component (GO): SNARE complex; plasma membrane
Molecular function (GO): SNAP receptor activity; syntaxin binding
Source: RefSeq, a predicted model, not a curated record
GUAUUGACAUGACGUCAGACAACAGCUGAUACUGGGAGGAACUGGUUGGUGGCCGUCUGGUUGGUCUGGUUGGCGAGUUUCCGCAUUUGGCGACACAGUUGGCGGCCAGUUGGCGCUCACUGGCGAGGUGAUGGCUCACCGAGGAGGCGGCUACGCCCUUGACCCCAAGAAACCCGCCUUCUCCAUGCUGGACGACGAUGAUAUGACCUCAGAGUUCAUGAACAGCUCGAGUGCGACGUUCCUAGCAGCUGAUAGACUGCCGCCAGGUCCGGAGCAGCAAGCAGCACAGGAAGCAGAGAUGCGCCGGCAACAGCUUCUACAUCAGAUGAGGCAGGUUGAGAAGAGGACGUUAGACUCUGCCAAGAGAAGCAAGGGGCUCUUGUACGAGACCGAGAGAGUUGGCAUUGAAACUGCAGAGGAAUUGGUGAAGCAGCGGGAGCAGUUAAGUAACACAGAACAGCGUUUGGACACCAUCAAUGACAACUUGAAGGACACACAGAAAAAUAUUAAUGGAAUAAAGAGUGUUUUCAGCAGUUUGAAGACGUGGUGGACAACUCCCAAGCAGCCGGUGGGUAAGGACACAAAGGAGGACUCUGCAACAUCUCCUGUUGAGUCUGGUGCACCAAGUGUGACGAGUAACCCACACCUGGGACCUGCGUACGAGAGAAGCCAGACGUUGGUCAGUGCUCAAAUGGCCACUACUCAUCCAGGUCUGCGUCUCAAAGGCCUAGAGGAAGAUGACGAUGAAGAUCCAGACUUCAGCAACUUCCGGGAAAAUGCAAAGAAGGUCAAUGCUCAGCUUGAUUCCGAUUUAGACGAGAUGAGUAUGGGAUUGUCGCGCCUCAAGGGCUUGGCAGAGGGUCUUGGGGCGGAAAUUGUGGAUCAGAACAGCAUGCUUGAUCGCAUACAUGGGAAGGUUGAGAAGGCAGACACAACCAUUGGCUCCCAGAAUGUACAAAUCAAGAAGAUACUGAAACGAUGAGACCAAAUAACUGUAAUGUGCAUUAAAAUGUGUAUUUGAUGGAGUAAAACUGUAUUAGUUUUUUUUUUAUAACGCUGUACCAAAAUUGGAAUGCUUAUCGCAGAUCUUUGUGGACUGAAGUAGGAUACUUUGCCCAUUGCAAUUGAUGCAACAUUCCUCGAAGUUAUAAUACUCAAUAAGCAUUGUAUGAACUAUAUAUGCUAAUGUAAGCGCAUGUAGUUUAUACUUUGUUUAAAGCGUUAUAUGGGAAGACUAUUCAGCCAUUAUACUCUCAAACAGCUGUUUAUCCAGGCCAGUGUAUAGUUGGUAAUAGUGGCUUGUAGGAAUCUUGGUGCAUAUCUAGUCUGUCGGCCUAAUGAGUUUAAAAAGUCGUUUGGCAUGAUGGAAUAAAACACCGAUACCACAUUAAUCAGUGCCGAUCAAGUUGCUGUGUACGGUGAUGUCAUUCAUAAAUGAUUGGUAGUGAACGUCCAUAUGAUGUCGCAGGACCUGCUCAGGCAGUGUGAUGGGGCACAUUCUUGCUGCGUUCCUUUCCCCGCUUUGAGGCUUAAUGCCUGCUUUUUAUAAUUCUUACUUUAUCAUCACUGUAAAUAUUAAUUAGCUACUUUGGUGCGCAUAACACUAAUUGAAUCGUAAUCCUUCCAGUGCAUCCAAUUGCCUGUUUGGCCAGGUUCUGUUUGAGCAAGUUUACAGUGUAAUAGUCUACCAUGUGAACAUACACAGUAUACAUGCAUUGAUAAUGCAUCAUUGUCACAGCACCAUGUAGGUUGUACACUACGAUGAAUGGGCACUCAUCAGCGACUAAGGUCUCCAGUGCAGGCCUUGAUUAAAAGGUAGAUGGGCAUGAAAGUGCAAUUUUCCUUCACAAUUCAAGAAAUGCAUGAAUUUUUACAGUGAAUAAGUUGGUAAUCAUGAGUUCUGAUGAGUAAUGCAUGAAGGUUGUAUAUAGUAGAGCAUGGUACUGUGAUGUGCUUGUGAUAUUGGCUGUGAGACUGUUGCUUGUUGAGUGUCGGGAAGCCCUGCCCCCACCCCUCUUCCUGCACUUCAGGUAUCAAUUACACAUGUAUACUUCACUUGUGUGUGUACUCUCACACACACAGUUACCAUACAGUGUGUGUGUGUGUGGGGGGGGAGAUGGGUGCAUGUCCACAAAUGUUCAAGACCCCCAUUUGUACAUGCACAAUGUGCUUGCAUGCACAUACUCAGUGUACACAUGUUUAAAUCAAUUUACAUACAUGUACAUGUAAAAACAUGUUCAGAUGCCUAUGCUCAGGUAUGUGUGCGCCCAUGUACACAUGUCGAUGCUCAGGUGUGCACGCAUGUGUACAGAUGCCUAUGCUUGGGUGUGCACGCGUGUGUACAGAUGCCUAUGCUCGGGUGUGCACGCACGUGUACAGACACUUAUGCUCGGGUGUGCCCGCACGUGUACAGACGCCUAUGCUCGGGUGUGUACACACGUGUACAGACGCCUAUGCUCGGGUGUGCACGCACGUGUACAGACGCCUAUGCUCGGGUGUGCCCGCACGUGUACAGACGCCUAUGCUCGGGUGUGCACGCACGUGUACAGAUGCUCGGGUGUGUGCACAUGUACAACCUGUGCACCCACACCUUCUUUAGCAGAUACAUACUAAGUUCAUAUUUCCUAGUAUUGACUCAAAUCUGCAUCACUGUACCAAGAGUAUUGUUAAUUGUAACCUCCCGUUAUUAUUCAAGUCCUAGUAAGUCGUGAUUACAGGCAAGAGGAAAGUGUCUUCCUGUACCAGGAUUUAACCGUACAGUUAUCCAACCAUUUACAAGACUCGUACAGCUUUCUUAAUUAUAGGGGCUUUUUUUUUUAUUAAAUUGUUUACGAGCCUCGACACUUCACAACCCAAGGUUGUUGUGUAGUGCUUUGGAGCUGAUAAAGUAUUUAAUAAAUGUGAAGCAUGAGGAAAGAUGUACAGGUGUUGCAAAUGGUUGUGUGUAUUUGAGGAACCCGGGCCGUGCGGAUCCGGGUUAUUGAAACCUGGGCCGUGCAGGUCCCUGGUAUUCUCACAAUUUUUCAAUUUUAGUUCAGAACUGUGUUGUUGUACUUUUAAUAAAUGAUGCAGUGUUGCACGUGUACUUCUGGCUAAUGUGGAUUCUUUAUUUUUGGUUGAAGAAUUAGGUCUAUAUUUUAAUGAUUAUAGAAAGAAAUUAAUGGUAAUUGGAUAAGAAAUUAUAUAUUUGUAUGGGUUACCAUGUCUCUAUAAGAAUUGUGAAUAGUUUACCUUACAUUCUUAUCCCCCGGUGGAAGAUAUAUAAGAAUAAAAUGUUGAAUACG